GCUCCCUUCUCUUCUUUCCUCUCAGCUCAUUGUGAGAUGUCUUGAAGACCUAGCAAAAGAUGGCAAGAUUACAGAGAAGGUGUAUGGAAAGCAGAAGGUCUAUGUUGCAGAUCAGAGUCAGUUUCCAAGUGUCGAUGAGAAGGAACUGAGAGCUAUGGACACAAAGAUCACCGAACUAACAGCAAGUUUAGAAACUUCCAAGACAAAGUGUAAAGAAAAGGAGAGAGAGAUUGCAAUGCUGAAUAGCUCAUUAACCAAUGAGGAAGCUAAACAAAGGUUACAAGAACUCACAACAAUGUGUGCCAAAAAGCAAAGUCGUGUCAGUCAGAUCAGAUCAGCAGGUAGCCAUAUAAGUGUUGAACAGAAGAAAACUGUGUAUGAGAAUCAUCAAACCACCGUCAAGGCAUGGAGGAAACGAAAGAGGAUGGCCAUGGACAUCAUUGAUGCUAUUCUAGAGGGUUAUCCUAAAAGCAAGAAACAGUUGCUGGAAGAGGUUGGUGUAGAAACUGAUGAAGAAUGCAAUGUCAAGAUACCCCAGACAAAAUGAAUAUGGAACCCUAAAGAUUUUUAUUCAACUCAACCUUAAUGACAGAAGCUCUGAAUUUACUCCCACAAUGCCCUAUUUUUUUCCCAUUAAUAUUUGGUGGCAUUGGCAUUUAUUCUACCAAAGAAAACUCUAUCUCUGGCAUUAAUGGCGUUUAUUAGUCAAUAAAAUACAUGCUAACAUGU
Molecule: messenger RNA, 729 nt
Organism: Lytechinus variegatus (green sea urchin)
Lineage: Eukaryota; Metazoa; Echinodermata; Echinoidea; Temnopleuroida; Toxopneustidae
Gene: psmc3ip
Product: homologous-pairing protein 2 homolog
Exons: 6
Coding region: 155-547 (130 amino acids)
Biological process (GO): meiotic strand invasion involved in reciprocal meiotic recombination; meiotic joint molecule formation; homologous chromosome pairing at meiosis
Cellular component (GO): condensed nuclear chromosome; DNA recombinase auxiliary factor complex
Molecular function (GO): recombinase activator activity; double-stranded DNA binding
Source: RefSeq, a predicted model, not a curated record